CGGAACCGGAAGCGGGCGGUCUUUCUUUUUCGAGCGGCCGCCAUCAUGGUUUACAAGCGCUACGUGGAGAUCGGCCGCGUCGCCUACAUCGCGUUCGGGCCCCACGCGGGCAAGUUGGUGGCCAUUGUGGAUGUGAUCGACCAGAACCGGGCAUUGGUAGAUGGUCCUUGCAGUGGAGUAAGAAGACAGGCUAUGCCAUUUAAAUGUAUGCAGCUUACUGACUUCAAGCUUCCUAUCCCACACAGUACUCGUCAGAAGGUUGUGAGAGCUGCUUGGGUGAAGGCGCAAGUCAGUGAGAAAUGGACAGAAUCUCACUGGGCAAAGAAAAUUGUUGCCAGAGAGAGGAGAGCUAAAAUGACAGACUUUGAUCGCUUCAAGGUCAUGAGGGCCAAGAAAAUACGAAAUAAAAUCAUCAGACAUGAGCUGAAAAAACUCCAGAAGGAGGAAUCCAAGAAAGCAGGAACCAAGAAGGGGGACGCCAAGCCAGAAGCCAAGCAAGUGGAAACUAAAAAGCCAAAAACUAAAAAAGGGGAAACUAAGAAGGCAUAAAUGCUGACCGUUCUUGCAAAAAAAUAAACUUUUAACUAUUGUUUGGA
Callorhinchus milii (elephant shark) is the source of this 596-nucleotide messenger RNA. It is a transcript of the gene rpl14, whose product is annotated as ribosomal protein L14. Gene Ontology annotation, biological process: translation; ribosomal large subunit biogenesis. The transcript is spliced from 6 exons. Gene Ontology annotation, molecular function: RNA binding; structural constituent of ribosome. The record is from RefSeq and is a predicted model, not a curated record. The coding region runs from base 46 to 549 and encodes 167 amino acids. Gene Ontology annotation, cellular component: cytosolic large ribosomal subunit; ribosome. NCBI's taxonomy places the organism in Eukaryota, Metazoa, Chordata, Chondrichthyes, Chimaeriformes, Callorhinchidae.